GGGCUGGGGGCGCGGGCUUUAAGCGGAUGAGCGGUGGAGGUGGGCUGUGCAGUUCCCGCGUCCCGCCUCGAGCCUUCCCGGCCCUGUUCCCCCCGAUUCGACCCUCUCCCUCCUAGUCAGCCCGCGGAUGAGGUCAUGCCCGAGCCAUCCCGGGGGUGGGGGACUUGGAUCCUGUGGCACAGGGUGUGUGUGGCGGGGCAGGAGAGGGAGGCAAAAGGCAGAGAACUACGGCAGCUCCUGCUAAAUUGGGGGACCGGGGCGGAGGCCUCGCUUUGAGACCUGCUCCCAGAAGCGGCGGGAUAAGGGGGAGAACCGAGAGUUUGUUUACAGACCUGAGCUCCAGGCUAGGGGGUGGGGAGGAGGAAAGUCCUGUCCCGGCCUCGAGGCACAUCUGGAGCAGCCCCGAACAUCUGGCUGAGCUCGCGCACGAGCCCCACACCUCCCAACUCUCGGAGCUGAGGUGCCUCCAUGACCCUCACGGUCCAUAGGGGCUCGGGGUCGGGCCCAGAGGGGGUAGUGGGAGGUGCCCCGAGUUACCCCACCCCACCCUUCCCACUUCCAAAAUAACCCGUCUCGCGGGCCACCGGCGCAUCGUCCGCUGCCCAACAGACACAUCUCAAAAGACUCGCGGCCAGGGUCAAAACCGGGUUGCGGCCCCGCCUCGCUUGGCGUCGCAGGUAAUCUUGAAGCAGAAUCGGCGUCACCGGUUCUCCGGCUCGGCUCUGCGAGCUGCGCACCCGGAGGCUUCAGCGCCGGCGCGCGGCGGGGACACUCAGCGCCGUCGCGCGGUGCCGGCUCCCGGCCCAGCGCAGGCUCAUCCGGGAAGGGGAAGCUCGGCGUGUCUACGCCGGCUUUGCCUCAGAGGGGCAGCCGCCCUGGCAGCGGGGUUUCCAGGGCCUUCCAGAGCCCAAGCCUUACAACCACCUGUUAGAGCCGGGCCGUGGCUACUGCGCUCGCGGUGCCCAGAGUGUGCACCAGAGGUUUCCUCUGUCGCCCGCUGCAAGAGAGGCGGCGUGCGCGCAGGAAGAGCGACGGCGGCCGGGCGCGCGGCGGGACUUCGGCGCGGCUUCCCCAGGGUGCGACCCCCCGGCGCGCCAGCCGCGCGAGGAUGAGGGCGCGGCCGCAGGUCUGCCAGGCGCUGCUCUUCGCCCUGGCGCUCCAGACCAAUGUGUGCUAUGGCAUCAAGUGGCUGGCGCUCUCCAAGACCCCGGCGGCCCUGGCGCUGAACCAGACGCAGCACUGCAAGCAGCUGGAGGGCCUGGUGUCCGCGCAGGUGCAGCUGUGCCGCAGCAACCUGGAGCUCAUGCACACCAUCGUGCACGCCGCCCGCGAGGUCAUGAAGGCCUGCCGCCGGGCCUUCGCGGACAUGCGCUGGAACUGCUCCUCCAUCGAGCUCGCCCCCAACUACCUGCUUGACCUGGAGAGAGGGACCCGGGAGUCAGCCUUCGUGUAUGCGCUGUCGGCGGCCGCCAUCAGCCACGCCAUCGCCCGGGCCUGCACCUCCGGCGACCUGCCCGGCUGCUCCUGCGGCCCUGUCCCAGGUGAGCCACCCGGGCCCGGGAACCGCUGGGGAGGAUGUGCGGACAACCUCAGCUACGGGCUCCUCAUGGGGGCCAAGUUUUCCGAUGCUCCUAUGAAGGUGAAAAAAACAGGAUCCCAAGCCAAUAAACUGAUGCGUCUACACAACAGUGAAGUGGGGAGACAGGCUCUGCGUGCCUCUCUGGAGAUGAAGUGUAAGUGCCACGGGGUGUCCGGCUCCUGCUCCAUCCGCACCUGCUGGAAGGGGCUGCAGGAGCUUCGGGAUGUGGCCGCCGACCUCAAGACCCGCUACCUGUCGGCCACCAAGGUGGUGCACCGACCCAUGGGCACCCGCAAGCACCUUGUGCCCAAGGACCUGGACAUCCGGCCUGUGAAGGACUCGGAGCUCGUCUAUCUGCAGAGCUCCCCUGACUUCUGCAUGAAGAACGAGAAGGUGGGCUCCCAUGGGACGCAGGACAGGCAGUGCAACAAGACGUCACAUGGCAGUGACAGCUGUGACCUCAUGUGCUGUGGACGCGGCUACAACCCCUACACAGACCGUGUGGUCGAGCGGUGCCACUGCAAGUACCACUGGUGCUGCUAUGUCACCUGCCGCAGGUGUGAGCGCACGGUGGAGCGCUACGUCUGCAAGUGAGGCUGCUCCGCUCCUCGGGGACCCUCAGAGGCUGGCCAAGGGGCCUGGAGACGCCCCAUGGAUUUUGGCUUGUGAAUUCCAGAUGCUAGACGUGGAAGGAGGCUUGUCCUCUGCCUCCACUUGGAAACCACCAGGAACAGAAGGCCGGGCCACCCGGGAAAGAGGGCCAGGACAUCAAAGGAAACCGACAAGGUUAAAAAUAACCUGGCAGCCCGAGGCCCUGGAGUGCCCACCUGCUGCCUUCCAGGCGGGUCUAAGAAGCCAGAGGCAUGGGUUUGGCAAGACUGGUACAGGCUCGACCUUUCCUAGCCAGAGACUCAAGCCUCCUGGGAAGUGGGAGGUCAGCCUCUCCUCACCAGAAUGUUCUGCAGGCCUAGCCCUCGAGACCCCCGGCCCACCCCAGGGUCUGAGCCUACUGGGCCCACCACAUGGAACCACUAGCUUGGGUUGUAAAUGUUUCCUUGUUUUGUUUUGUUUUUCUUCCUCUGGGAUGUGGGAGCUACAGAAAUAUUUAUAAAACAUAGCUUUUUCUUUGGGGUGGCUGGCCUCAAUUCCUCUUUAUAUAUUUUAUAUAUAUAAAUAUAUAUAUAUAUAUAUGAUCUGUAUUUUAAACAAGUUCUUUAAACAGCUGUAUGAAAUAAAUGCUGAGAACCCCA
Messenger RNA from Aethalodelphis obliquidens (Pacific white-sided dolphin), 2829 nucleotides. RefSeq names its product Wnt family member 11 (gene WNT11). Lineage: Eukaryota; Metazoa; Chordata; Mammalia; Artiodactyla; Delphinidae. The transcript is spliced from 6 exons. Gene Ontology annotation, molecular function: cytokine activity; frizzled binding. Gene Ontology annotation, cellular component: extracellular region. Bases 1109 to 2173 code for a protein of 354 amino acids. Gene Ontology annotation, biological process: neuron differentiation; canonical Wnt signaling pathway; multicellular organism development. The record is from RefSeq and is a predicted model, not a curated record.